This is a messenger RNA of Dothidotthia symphoricarpi CBS 119687, 855 nucleotides long. RefSeq lists its product as uncharacterized. Bases 1 to 855 code for a protein of 284 amino acids. The transcript has 2 exons. NCBI's taxonomy places the organism in Eukaryota, Fungi, Ascomycota, Dothideomycetes, Pleosporales, Dothidotthiaceae. The record is from RefSeq and is a predicted model, not a curated record.
AUGUGCUCCCGCAUUGUACAAGUGUUGACAGGGCUUCCUUGCAUGCUCGAGGUGUGGCGGAGUUCAGCAACACCGACUGCUCGAGAACAACUAGAUGAUGAGGAGGAUAGCGAUGAUUUUACGCCAGAUGUUGAGGAACCGGAGCCAGAAGAUGAUUUUGACGAAGACAUAGCGGAGGACGAGGAUGAAGAUGAAGAUAAAGAUGAAGACGGAGACGAUAGCGAUGAUGUUUCUGAAAGAGAUGGAUCCAAUAGAUGCGCCUCUUCAAUCGUCGAUGUCGAUAACCUCGUUCCUGCUACACUAAAUAGGAAGCGCCCUAAGAAAAGCGCGAAGAGCAAGUUGCCCCGUGUGCAGAGGAUCGCUCUUCAUAACCAGGUUGAAACGUUAAAACUCCACAAGGUUGGUGGGCAGGAGCUACGGCUCAGGGACCUCUUUGGGCCGACAGACAAAAACAUCAGGUCUAUCCUUAUAACGCGUGACCAUUGGGACGUGCAAAAGACGCUACCUUAUUGCGACAAGGGGGGUUUGCAGGGAGGGCUAUGGCGUAGCUUCUCUGGAAGCGAGGAAGCAACCACGGUCCGCAUCGUCAUCAAGAACAGGAUCAUGUCCACCUCUAUGACCAUCCUCACGACUUCGAUCAAAUACUCGGUCAGCAGUUUCAUGUACUUUGGGGAUCCGCAGUACUGCAUAGACCCGCUCCCGUACAUGAUUAUGUGCAAGUGGCUUAACGAGUCGAUGGACAGUCGCAGCUUCAUCUUCGUGGAGUUCUUCGCAAUAUCGCGCCAUCCUGUCGCACAUAGACUUGGGGCAGGCCCCCAUGACUUGUAUAGACUUAAGCGUGUGAUAGAACUAUAA